AUGAUUAUUAUUAAAGUUCGAAACGAAUUGAUUGAUAAAAAUUCAAUCCAAUUCAACUUUGAAAUGGUUUCCUCUGGUUAUGGAUCGGAUCAGCUGACAAUAACUACACGAACUGGGGAGACUCGAACGAUUGGUUUUCCCGGCUGCUACAAUAUUCAAUUAAGUUUUCGCCUGAAUCGUCCUCUAAAGAAUCCAUAUGUGGAAGCUUUUCUUCAAUUAGGCACCAACAUUCCAUGUGAAUCAGAAGCAAGUCGUGGAGUCUCAAACUUCUGCACCAAUAUUACUCAAUCUAAUUGGUGUCCUCAGAGCACCAACGAACAAUUGAGGAGACUCCUAAAUGGCAAAAAAACAUGCCGAUUUUGUAAUCUCUGUGAUAACAUAAAAUCCAAAGAGGGAGAUGUAAGAAAGUACAUUACAAGUUAUGGAAGCCAGGAAUGUCGAACAGACAAGCAAUAUCAAACGCUUAACUUCAGGAAAGAAUUUCGUGAUCAGAAUAAAGAACAUGAAGAAAAACUUGAGGAGUAUUGGAAUUAUCUGAAACAGGGCGUCUUGACAGCUGUGGUUCAUGUCACUGACCGAGCAGUGGUAUCAGAAUCAAAACGUUCACAGUGUGAACGACUCUGCUCCACGUAUUCAUCGCAACGUGGAGUAUCAACAGCGUACAAAUCCACCUUGUUGAAGUCAAUUGAAAAUAUGUGUAAUCCAACGGAUACAUACGUCGCCUGUGUCUAUCAUACAAUGAAGUUUGAUGUUAAUGGUGAAUUUGCUUAA
Molecule: messenger RNA, 771 nt
Organism: Enterobius vermicularis (human pinworm)
Lineage: Eukaryota; Metazoa; Nematoda; Chromadorea; Rhabditida; Oxyuridae
Source: the annotation of a GenBank genome assembly